Saxophila tyrrhenica is the source of this 2049-nucleotide messenger RNA. RefSeq lists its product as uncharacterized. Lineage: Eukaryota; Fungi; Ascomycota; Dothideomycetes; Mycosphaerellales; Extremaceae. The transcript is spliced from 3 exons. Gene Ontology annotation, biological process: intracellular signal transduction. Bases 1 to 2049 code for a protein of 682 amino acids. The record is from RefSeq and is a predicted model, not a curated record.
AUGCCUUCCGCCCUCUCUACCAUUGCCUCACGCAUUCCUUAUAAGCAUUCCACCGCCCGUCCACCACCACGCGACGCCACGAGUUCCCCUUCUUCCCAUGCGCCUGACGUAAUCAGCACGCCGCACCUCGCACCGUCGACGCCCAUUCCCUCCUCAUCCGCUACCACCACCUCUGCUGGCGGCCUCGCCACCGACACCACUCUGGAUUCACAGACGAAGACGGCACCGUCGAUAAAGUCCCGCAGCCACUCACGCUUAGCAUCAUUAGGCCGCAUACGCUCGCGCGGGAGCAUCCAACACCACCCUCACCCAGCGCAGAAGCCGCAAGGCGAGACUGUCCCGCCGCGGAUACCAGAGGUCUCGCCUUUGCGUGCGGCCAGCCACAAGCGACCCGAGACAUUGGCAUUGCUGUCGAACAGCAGCUCUGAGUCGACGUUGUCUGACAAGUCCGACGCCAAAUCUCUAGAAGACUAUCCGUCCCGCGCAUCUUUCUGGCUCGCCACGGCCAGUGACUUUCAGAGGGAUUACGACUCGGCGGCAGCACUGGAACAUUACCAGCGACUGGCUCAGAACAAGCCACGAAUGAUGCAUCAAACUUCCUCCAAGCUGCUCCGCAUGACGGACGAUGAGCGGCCAUUCACAAGAGACUUCAAGGACCUCUUCUCGACCCUCAUGGUCAGCCUACCACUCACACCCCAUCGAGUACGGUUCACACGAAUCGAACACACCUUUACCACAGAAGAAGCCAUGACGAACCUUGGCUCGCUAAAGUUCUCACAAUCAAACCGCAUGCCAGAUCCAAAGGAUCCAUCAAGAAUAGUCACAACCACGACGACGACCACGUUCUCGAUGGCGAAAGAGAUGGCGCGGUCGGUAUGUCACAGAUUUCUGGAGGCGAGAUUCGUGGAGUCAGUGGAGGGCAAGACGGAUUUCAACUCGAAGAGCUCGGUAUGGCAGCUCACGCCAAAGGGCAUGUGUGUGCUGGGACGCUUCUGCAAUCGGAAUGGCAUACACCAGCGGCACGUCAAUGAGCUGCUAGACUCGGCACGAAACAUGAUGCAGCUGGUGAUUCUGGAGCGCGAGACGGAUACGGACAAGAUCAUGAGCGAUGCGUCUACGAUCAAUGUGAUCUUCCGACGGUUCGCGGGCGAUGCAGGACCGAAUCUCAAGUCCAAUUCCACCGCAUCAGAUUCCGACUCCCUGAACGACUACGCUACAGGACUAGUGGGUGUACGGAUGCAGCGGGCGAGAAGAGGAGACAAGGACUCGCCAUACGUCUUCACCGGCAAGUCCGGCUUCGACUGGCUGAUGAAUUGCUGCACACUGGUCGACAAGCGCGAGGUGUUUGAGCUGGCGAACUUCUUCAUGAGCUACGGUUUGAUCGAGCCGGCGAGCGAAGACAGAAGCGCCAAGUUUGUGGCUUCGAAGCAUUCGAUGUACGCGGUGACACAGAAGGGCAUGCGAGCAGCUGGCUGGAUCACCGAGCCUAACGGAGCUGUGAACGGAGAGGCCACUGCGCAGCAACGCCUACCGCAAGGCGUGUCGAGAGACUCCAACACGAACCGGAUGACGGUCAUUGUGCGCGACCCAGCGUUACGGCUGCUGUUCAGAGAGUACCUGUCCGAGACGCACUGCGAGGAGAACCUAGCCUUCUACGUCGAAGUCCAGGCGUUCUUGAGCGAGUACGAGCGGGCAAAACGCAACGGCGCGCCACCCAAGCUCGACUUGAUCCGGGAAACGCUGGCAUCCGCAUACAGCCUGUACAACGCCUUCCUCGCCCCUGGCUCACCUUGCGAGCUCAACAUCGACCAUAACCUGCGAAAUGCACUUGCGAGCCGGAUGACGAGGGCGGUGGGCGAGGAUGAGCAGAUGCUGCAUAGUCUGGAUGAGGUGGCGAUGUUGUUCGAUCAGGCGCAGAGUAGCGUCUUUAAGUUGAUGGCUAGCGACUCCGUACCGAAGUUCUUCAGGGAGCCCAAGUAUGCGGCAAUGCUGCGGGAGCGUAACCUCGAGAGCUUGAUCAACAACUUCGCCGCUGCUUCGGUUAGCUGA